AAAGUGAAAACGAAAUUUUCUGAAACAUACUACAUUAUCCUUUCACUUCUUUUAAAUACAUUCACCCGCAUCAUCAAAUAAGAAUAGAGUUACCUGAUUACGAUCGCUCUACAAUCUGCGAAGUUUCAAAUCUCUGUCAAGUAUUAUAGUCAUAAGCAUGUCGCUAAUUCCAAGUUUGUUCGGUGGGCGAAGGAGCAACGUCUACGAUCCAUUUUCUCUGGAUGUGUGGGAUCCCUUCAAGGAUUUUUCUUUCCCUGAAUCUGGUCGAGAAAAUUCUGCAUUUGUGAGCACUCGUGUGGACUGGAAGGAGACCCCAGAGGCACACGUGUUCAGGGCUGACAUUCCAGGACUGAAGAAGGAGGAGGUGAAGGUGGAGAUCGAAGAUGAUAAUGUUCUUCAGAUUAGCGGAGAGAGGAAUGUUGAGAAGGAAGAUAAGAACGACAGGUGGCAUCGUGUGGAGCGUAGCAGUGGAAAGUUCUUGAGGAGGUUCAGAUUGCCUGAGAAUGCGAAAGUGGAUAAAGUGAAGGCUUCUAUGGAGAAUGGUGUUCUCACUGUCACUGUUCCAAAGGAAGAGGUUAAGAAGGCAGAAGUGAAGGCCAUUGAAAUUUCUGGUUAAGCUUAUAAUUGGUUACUUUGCUGAAAGUCGAGAGUUAUGUGUUGUAAGGAUUUGUGUGUGAUGUUGUAAAAUACAUGUUGUGGUUGUUGAGAAAUAAAAUUUCAUUUCGCUAA
Molecule: messenger RNA, 729 nt
Organism: Vigna unguiculata (cowpea)
Lineage: Eukaryota; Viridiplantae; Streptophyta; Magnoliopsida; Fabales; Fabaceae
Product: 18.5 kDa class I heat shock protein-like
Source: RefSeq, a predicted model, not a curated record